Messenger RNA from Echinostoma caproni, 4065 nucleotides. The record is from the annotation of a GenBank genome assembly. Lineage: Eukaryota; Metazoa; Platyhelminthes; Trematoda; Plagiorchiida; Echinostomatidae.
AUGUUAAUCGCGUUGCUGGUUGCAUUCUCAUCCUCGUUGUGUUUAGUUGCGGCUGACUUUAAGUUAAGCGACUCCAAACUGCUACUGCCUUAUUACAGUUUCAAUGCUGUCAAUUAUACACUCCACGGAUCUGAUGGUGCAUGUUACGAUUGGAGUUCAGCAACACCAGAAGUAGCUACCGUAGCGCCCAUAUACGAAUCGGAUUCUGAAUGCAGCAAGUCGGCGUUUGUUACUGCUGUUUGGCAGUCCCCCCAUCGAGCCGUAACCACAAUCCACGCCCGUGUUUCAACCACUGGACACAUUGUCAAGUGCGACGUAAUCGUUGACAACAUUCAUAGAAUCGAGAUAGAAACAAUAACACAAGAGCUUUAUUUGCACAAUACUCCAGAGUCCCUCGUUGCUGUGGGAUAUGAUGAGUUCGGAAAUACUUUCUCCACGCUUGAUGGAGUUCCAUUUGAAUGGCAGAUACACGGGGAUAGCUACAGCGGUGCGGGUGAUGGACACAGUGUUCUCAGAUUCUUGACAUGGACAGAGUCAGAGUAUGCUACUCCACCAGGUAUUGCGAAACUCGAAGAAAGAGGAUUGCAGGGCUCCAUGCAACUUGUGAGUGGUCUGCGUACCGGAUCAGCGGUGGUUGGUGUUUCUCUCUCGGAACCUAUUUACAGUGGAGUUAAGUCAUCACAAGUUCGCCUUUUGGUCAUGGCAAACGCUCAGUUAAGUCCUGCUCUCGCCUAUCUGUUACCUGGCUCUCGAAUCCGACUUCGCGUCCGCGUGAUUCAACAGGGUAGUGAUCAAGAUGUUGAAGAGGCUCUGGAGAAUCUUCGGUCCGUACUGAACACGGCGGCGUCAAGCGAGACCGAUCUUAAACUACCACGACGUCGAUUACCCACUUCAUUAAUUCAUAUAGUUGAACCAGCUUAUUUUGGAUUUUCUCUGGUUAGACUGUCAUCCAGUGACUUGGAUCUUUGCAAGCAAGCUUUUUCAAUCUCUAACAAUGGGACAGGCGCGAAAUUAACUUCGGUGGAUUCAGGGAAAUCAGGGAGGGACUGGAUAAUGGAAGUUGGGAAACGUUAUGCCUUUGUGAUUGACCUCUACGACCAGAACAGUCAUCGUAUUUAUCCCACGGACAAUAUCCGUGUUUCACUUCGAUUUCCUGAGAACAAAAUGGAGGUGGUCGAAUCCUCAGAAAACGGAACAUAUCAUAUUCUGAGACCUAUUGACCACGGUCCGAUUUCACUAGAGGCUCGUCUACACCAUGUAAUAGAUAAGAAUAACGGUGUCAUGCAGGUGGAUACCCCAGUCACAGGCUCCCAAGAAAUCAUGAUUUAUCCGCCAGUACGUAUCCAACCGUCAGAAGUAAUUCUCCCUUGGCCUGGGGUUACGGACAACUCAAAACCCUUGGACUCAGAUGAUGGCUUUCAACUUCAAGCAACCGGAGGAAGCGGUCACAUCACAUGGGUUGCAUUACCUGGCCAAAUCAACCUACCCGUGGACUCUACCACGAAAAAUAUUCAGUCGAGACAGGUUGUCACGGUCACACCAAGUGGACAGGUAUCCGCCAAAGCGUUCGGCGAAGCUACUGUUGUAGCAUUCAGUUCCGCUCAUCCCCAGCUAUGUGGUGCUGUCAAAGUAGUGGUGACUUCCCCGUCUUCUAUUCGGUUCGUACCUGGACCAGCGGAAGUAGUAAUUCCCGAAGAUCCCCAUGGUGCAGCACGUGGUUUCACAAAUGAAUUAUCUUACUUUGAGGAAGACAGUAAUGCUAUUACCGAUGCAUCUGUUCUCACCGUUGGUAUUGCGGUUUUGGAUCCGUUAGGUCGUAGUAUGACUGACUGUCGUCGGCUACACAUCCCCGUUCGACCAUUAGACCGAUCUGUCUUGCGAGUGUUGCCAGGUCGUUUACCUCCAUUGCUUAAGGAUACUAUCAACGGCUCUUCGGGUCAAAUCGCAGCAUGUGUCCGACUUUUAGUCACUGGUUCUCAGAUCGGUUUCACAGAACUCGAAGCCAUGCUUGACCCGUCAGAAAGUCAGGCGUCCAACGCGACUGAUUCAGAAGAUGAAAAAUCCACUGGUGUUCUGACCAGCCGGUUCUCUGUAGCCGUCUAUCAACCCAUAAAAUUUUUAGAUCCCAUCUCAAGCAAAACUUAUGUGGCUACCGGAUCGACUCGAUCUAUGAUAUUUAGUCGAGGUCCACGUCCAUGGCCCCUUGAACCAACUGGCUAUUUCAGUCGGAUCGCACCUCUCGUGAAGGGAACAAAGCGAGUGGACGCUGACGGCACAUUUCCAGUUGUAAUCCAGAAACCAGAGCUUUGGAAACCUCUCAAUUCAGAUGAUUCUUCUGAAAUGAUGGGUGCACAACCGGACCCAGUUUCUUUAUUGGCAAGCGAGACCAAAUUGCGACCAAUGGCUUUUACGAUGCAAUGUGGCAAAGUUGGAGUUUAUGAAUUCGUGCUACAGAUCGGGAACGGACCCAGUUCCUUAAAUCCCAUCCCGCUGAUGAUGUCAGCUAAAUUUACUAUUGUAUGCGACCUGGCCGAAAGACUGCGACUAGUCUUAUACAGACCGAACGUCUUAUUGCCUCCUGGCAUUCCUGCUUGUCCUCUGCUAAAUACGUCUACGCCGGAGCCUUCAGAUGUGCUUGCUGUCCCGAAUACAAUCCCUCUAACCAUUGGUUUGGCAUUUUUCACUGCGGAGGGUAUUGAGUUAGAUGCAGUUGAUUCCCUCUCAACAUCUAUAUCCGUGAUGGAUCCAAAUUCGCCGCAGCUAUCCAGUCCUAGUGCCCUUGUAAUUGAACCCAAACCCACGGUAAAAAUAAUUCGAAGUUCUGCUUCAAGAUUACUUGGCCAACCUUCUCGUCCGUACUUUAUCCUAAAACCGCAUACGCUUGGUUCGUCCUCCGGCCUGUUAACGGUUCGCGCUGAGGCUCGUUCCGUGUUUCCCGCCUCGAAGUCUAGUGUAUCUCUUCCAACAUCCAGCCUCAAUAUUCGUCUUAGUCCUGUGGCGAAAUUGCUCCCUGGCGAACACUUGCGUCUUCUGCAUCACCCGAAGACCGAUAUGUCUUUUUCGGUGCUUGGCGGUUCUGGAUACUUCUUCGUAUCGACCAAUCCUGCCAAACCACCAUCCACUCAAUCGAGGCUCCGACUGAUUCCGGUCGAGAAUUUGAGAGCGGACUCAAGUGUUGCUAAUGGUGUUCCUGUACACAGCUAUCGUAUUCAAACGGAACGAGUUGGACAAGCGGAAAUUCGUGUGGUAGAUCGUUGUUUUCCAUCUCUGAAAUCCAACCCGACACGGAUGGAACCAGUCGUUCUCACACUAAACUUGGAAGUUGUCGGUCUAGCCGCAUUGCGUUUGCAGGCAGCUGAUCAGAUCCCACUGGGGAGCCAGACUCCCGUCAUACUUCAAGCAGUGGACUCUCGUGGUGAACAGUUGCCGCUCAGUUUGACGCGGUUCCUGGAUGUGCGCGUCCAUCAAUCCAGUGAAUUUUCAGGCAGCGAAAAGACUCAGCCAGUCCUGGGUUUGCCGGAUGGCGACUCGUUAACCAGUUCUCAUUGGAUUAGUUCAUCUGAUUUCGCUUCUGGACCGAGCCAUAUGCGUUUUAAUGUUCGUGGGUUAAAGUUGGGCUCGGCUACUCUAAUCGCGUCCACGGAAUCAUUCUUCCAAGAUUCACUGAAACCUUCUACUGUACAAAGCAAUCCUAUUGAUAUGCAGGUAUUUGCUCCUCUCUCUUUGAUGCCGUGCAAAUUCAAUCUUCUCGUUGGUGCCGAGUACGAGCUUCGAGCCGUUGGUGGGCCACAACCAGCUCUGGUCGAUUUCACCGUGAAUGAGGAAUCUGAUGGUACCAAACGUGUCUCAGUAAUCCGCGUGACCAAAAAUAGCGUUCUAAUUCGGGCUGGUGCAACCCCAGGUUCAACAACUAUUCGUGCCAGAGCGGUCAGUGUGUCUUCGCGAACCAACGUCUCUGGAUGGGACUCAGAUUUUUUGGAUACUAGUAUCGCCUCAGAAGUAAGAUGUACUUCUAUCCGUUGCUGUUUUCCAGCAUCUUUCAGAGCUCAUCCAAAUGAUUCGUAA